This is a messenger RNA of Neoarthrinium moseri, 957 nucleotides long. RefSeq lists its product as uncharacterized. The record is from RefSeq and is a predicted model, not a curated record. The coding region runs from base 1 to 957 and encodes 318 amino acids. NCBI's taxonomy places the organism in Eukaryota, Fungi, Ascomycota, Sordariomycetes, Amphisphaeriales, Apiosporaceae. The transcript has 3 exons.
AUGCCGACCAAAGCAACCACAGCCAUGAUGCGAAUAGCCAUUGCUGGCGGCGGAGGUUUCGCCAAUAUCCUCGCCCAGCAGCUUGCUCAGAGUGCCCAUGCCAUUAUUGUCCUUUCCACGAGACACCAUCCUGAAUUCGAGGAAUACGACUGCCAAGUUGCUGUUGUUGACUAUAGCGACGUGGACGACCUCCGUUUCACUCUUCAGGGUGUAGACCUUGUGAUAUCGACCAUCUCGGACACAGAGCAAUACAAUCUGAUCGACGCGGCACGCCGGGCCCACGUUCGACACUUCGUUCCAUCCGAGUUCGAAGGUGCUCUCAGUCACCGUCCUGCUAAUGACCCUCUUGAUCGAGGCUCAUCCAGCGCAUUGGAAUUUCUUCGUAACUGCGCCUCAUCAAGGUCUCGACAGAUGCGGUUCACCGUCUUCUCUUGCGGAAUAUUCUACGAGCGUUUCGCGCCGCAAGGCCUGGCGUCAUACAACAUGGGGGCGGGUUCUCGUAUCCAAAACCCAGGAGACUAUAUGCUUGACCUCAACCGUUGUGUAGCGGAAAUCCCCCAGACUAAUUCUCAGGGGAGGUCUGUGCAUGUCACCAUGACUUCUGUCUAUGAUGUAGCACGCUUCGUGGCCGCUGCCAUCGAUCUCGGAAUUAGCAACUGGCCUAGAGAGUUCAAGAUGCGUGGCGCCCAGGUGACGACCACAAGACUUGCUGAAAUAUGCCAAGAAGUCACAGGAGUCCAAUUUGAGGUCAUCUCUCGUCCUUAUCAAGAAAUCGUCGACUGGCUGCGCUACUACGAAGAGACGCAGGACUGGACCAAGUGGUACCAGAUGCUUCAUCUGCUCCAGACCGCCAAUGGUCGCUACUCCUUCAGCGAUCCGAACUUGAACGACAUGGUUGAUUUUCAGCCGAUUGGACUACGGCCUUGGCUUCAAGACGUUUCGGCUCGGCUAGGAUGA